AGUUGAAGUGAUGGCGACUGGGACGCCAGAUUCGCAGGCGCGAUUCGGUCAGUCGGUGAAGGGGCUUCUCACGGAGAAGGUGAACACCUGUGGUACUGACGUGAUCGCGCUCACCAAGCAGGUGCUGAAGGGCUCUCGGAGCUCCGAGCUGCUAGGUCAGGCAGCACGAAACAUGGUACUACAGGAAGAUGCCAUCUUGCACUCAGAAGAUAGUUUAAGGAAAAUGGCAAUAAUAACCACACAUCUUCAGUACCAGCAAGAAGCUAUUCAGAAGAAUGUUGAACAAUCAUCAGAUCUACAGGACCAGUUGAAUCAUCUGUUGAAAUAGAAUGGCAUAUAAGAGGAGGAAAUAUCUUAUACAACCAUCUUGCUGUGGGUUUGAUUUUCCAUUUUCUUUUCUAAAAUUUAAAUCAGGAAAUAUUUGUGUUGAUGUACAGUUUCUCCUGAAAAGAAGCUAGGUGGUUGGAUUUUGGAAGCACUUUGUGAAUAACAUUAACCCAUGCUCUUAUUGAAUUUUUAAGUUACUCUGUUAAUUUGAUAUUAAAGCAAAAUUAAAAGAUGCCUUAGUUUUCCCCAUA
Molecule: messenger RNA, 578 nt
Organism: Galeopterus variegatus (Sunda flying lemur)
Lineage: Eukaryota; Metazoa; Chordata; Mammalia; Dermoptera; Cynocephalidae
Gene: BORCS7
Product: chromosome unknown open reading frame, human C10orf32
Exons: 5
Coding region: 11-328 (105 amino acids)
Cellular component (GO): BORC complex
Source: RefSeq, a predicted model, not a curated record